Cryptomeria japonica (Japanese cedar) is the source of this 847-nucleotide messenger RNA. RefSeq names its product disease resistance response protein 206. The transcript has a single exon. NCBI's taxonomy places the organism in Eukaryota, Viridiplantae, Streptophyta, Pinopsida, Cupressales, Cupressaceae. The record is from RefSeq and is a predicted model, not a curated record. The coding region runs from base 83 to 661 and encodes 192 amino acids.
UCUAACAUUGUACUGGGACACACUAAUCUAUGUCUUGUUGAGUUCUAGUAUAUGUCUAAACAUUUCUCCUCCUUUUGCACAAAUGGCAAUGAAGGCUGCAAGAUUUCUGCAUUUCUGUUUUCUCUGGCUUCUAGUCUCCACUAUGUUGCUGAGAUCUGCAGAUUGCCAUACCUGGAAGAAGAAACUUCCAAAGCCAUGUAGGAAUCUGGUAUUGUUCUUUCAUGAUAUCCUUUACAAUGGAUCCAACAAACACAAUGCAACAUCUGCAAUUGUGGGAGCACCUAAAGGAGCUAAUCUCACUAUUUUGACUAGCAACCACCAUUUUGGAGAUCUUGUUGUGUUUGAUGAUCCUAUUACUCUUGACAACAAUCUUCACUCUCCUCCUGUGGGGAGAGCUCAGGGCUUUUACUUCUAUGACAUGAAGAAUACAUUCAGUUCUUGGGUUGGCUUCACCUUUGUGCUGAAUUCAACACAUUAUAAGGGCACCAUCACCUUCAAUGGAGCAGACCCGAUUCUUGUCAAACACAGAGAUAUAUCUGUUGUGGGUGGUACUGGGGACUUUUUAAUGGCCAGAGGAAUUGCUACUCUCAGCACCGAUGCAUUCGAGGGAGAUGUUUAUUUUCGUUUAAGGGUGAAUAUCACUCUCUAUGAGUGUUACUGAUUCAUAUUUGUUCUCCUCUUCUAGUCUGUAAUCUGCAAGAAUGGACAUUCAAUAAACUUUAUAGCAGCAUAUAGAAAUAGGUGCAGAAAGAUAAGAGCUAAGAAUUGAGAUUAUUUCAAUCUCAUCUCUUAUUCUGCAUCAAUUUUGUAUGCUCAUUUGUUUAAUAAAACUUGACCACCUUCGUCA